AGGUGCUGCAGGAUCACUGCUGGAUGUGAGGAGAGAUGGCUUUGAUCUUGGCCCGGCCCCUGAUUUUCCCUGUAUUCUUCUUCCUGGGUUCUUUCUCCUUAAGCUGUGCUUCAACAGAGGGCAACGUUUUUCAUUUUGACACUGAAGGGGGCUCAGCAGUCGGUAGCCAAGAAGACAGCCUUAUCAGAGGGAAGCAACAAUCUGUCUCGUUUAGAAGUUGGCCGCGUUUUCCUGAGAGAUGCCAAGAAGGAUUUUUCCUAACGCUUUCAGGAGAAUGCAGCCCUUGUAAUUGCAACAACAAUGCAUACAAGUGCCUUGAUGGCUCUGGAGUUUGUCUGGAUUGUCAAAGAAACACAACUGGGGACCAUUGUGAACGAUGUCCAGAUGGCUACCUGGGAGAUGUUACCAGGGGUGCACCCAGUUUCUGCCAUCCCUGCCCUUGUCCCUUGCCACGUGUUGCCAACUUUGCAGUCUCCUGUUACAGAAAAAAUGGAGUGGUGCGCUGUAUGUGCAAAGAAAAUUAUGCAGGGCCAAACUGUGAAAGGUGUGCCCCCGGUUACUAUGGAAGCCCCUUGGUGAUUGGCAGCUCCUGUAAAAAAUGUGACUGCAGUGGCAACUCGGAUCCUAACCUGAUCUUUGAAGAUUGUGAUGACGUGACAGGCCAAUGUCGCAACUGCUUGCGCAACACCACAGGGUUCAAUUGUGAACUAUGCGCUCCUGGUUAUUAUGGGGAUGCCAGAAUAGCUAGAAAGUGUACAGCAUGCAACUGCAGAGGAGGACCUUGUGACCGCCGAACAGGGCAAUGUCUAGCAGAACCUCCAAUGUCACCUCCAGGCACAGAUUGCCCUCUUAUCAGCUGUGACAAAUGCAUCUGGGAUUUGACUAAUGAUCUGGGUUUGGCAGAUCAGUCCAUUGAUGAAAGCAAAGCGACUCUGCUGAGCAUCUCCACUGGGGUUGCUGCUCACAGACACCUGCAUGACCUCAACUCCACUGCUUUUGUCCUCAAGGCAAAAUUGUCAGAGAAGGAUAAUCAUUCUGUAGUGAUGAAGAGCCAGAUUGAUAAUGCUGCGAACGAAGUGACUGAGCUUCUCAAAGGAAUCAAUGCACUUGAUGAAAAGAGAAAUCAAGAAUCAAGCAAAGGCCUACUGGUACAGAAGGAAACCAUGGCGACCACUGACCGUGCUACUACUCUUGUACAAGUACUUGGAAAUGUGAUAGAUAACAUCCAAGAAAUCAGUAGCAAGGUGGAAUACUAUGGCAUUGAGCAUGACCUGAGGCCUGAGGAUAUCACUGAGAAGCUCAAGGCAGCAGAACAGAUGCUGAAGGACCUGAGACUACGCAAGCCAUUCACCAUUCAGAUGCAACUUGCUGGCGAGGAGUCAGAUGCAGCCAAGGAGUUGUUAGAAAAAGCUGAAAAGUGGCAGCGGACACACAAUGAAACCAGAUCUCUGAUUCCUGAUAUAUUGGACCAACUUGGGGAGCACAACGGCAAUCUCGCAGACUUGCAAGAGGCCCUGGACCAAGCUCUUGAUUCCAUCAGAAAAACAGAAGUAAUAAAUAAGGAAAGCACUGCUAAAUUCCAAGAGCAGGAGAAGCAACAAGAAAUAUUGGAAGAGCAGAUUAAUGAUGUUAACAGUACUCUGCUGAUUGCCAGAGAUAUUUUAAAUGGAGCACAUCAAAUCAACUUUGAGCUGAAUGAGGCAAUACAAAAUGCAUCCAGCUUCUAUGCAGAAAUAGAUGGAGCUAAAAUACUCCUACAAGACAAACUGGCCAACCUCUCAAGAUUCGAUGACGCUCUGGUGCAGAGGGCCAUGGACUAUGCACAGGAGCUCCGUGUUCUUGCGGAUGACCUAGACAGGUCAUUGCAUGGUGUUGAUACGAAUGGAUUAGUACAAAAAGCAUUAAAUGCUUCCAAUGUCCACGAAAAUAUCAUUAAUUACGUUCAAGAAGCCCAUCAGAUGUCUGUGUUGGCAUUAAACACUACAGAGCGAGUCAGCGAUGCUGUUGUUGGAAUUGACACUCAGAUCACUUACCAUAAAGAAGAAAGCAAAAAGCUUCUCCAUCAAGCCAGAGAACAGCAACAGACGGCAGAUGCUAAUGAUUUAGCUGUUGCCGACACAGGUCGACGUGUUAAUGGGACUCUUGCCAGGAAGAAUAAUUUUAAAGCCCGUUUGAUGAAAGUCAUUACCAAAAUACAGAUGUCAGAGCAAGAUAAAACCAGAGAGCGUUUGGACCAGUUGAAAGUCAUUACUGAUCAAGCUCUAAAUACAGCUGCAGUAGUAACCCACACUACUGGGUCCAUGGCUGAGAAUCUGACCAAAUGGUCCCAAGAUCUGAGGAACAUUAAACCUGAAAGAGCAGCUUAUGAACGUGCUACCGUCACAACAAGGGAGACAGUGAAGAGUCUCACAGAAGUCCUUCCACGGCUUCUGGAUAAGCUGCGGACUGUAGAACAGAAGUGGCCAGCAAACAAUGUCUCAGCCAGCAUCCAGAGGGUCAGAGAGCUCAUUGCACAGACAAGGAGUGUCGCAAAGAAGGUUCAAGUCUCGAUGUCAUUUGAAGGUCAGUCAGCUGUUGAAGUCAAUCCCCAAACAAACAUGGAAGACUUAAAGGCUUUCACAUCUUUGAGUUUAUACAUGCUGCUUCACAAGGGCAACACACAGCAGGCAGCACCUCAGGAUCAGUUCAUUCUGUAUCUAGGAAGCAAAAAUACAAAAAAUUAUCUGGGUCUAGCGAUUAAGAAUGACAACCUGGUAUACAUUUACAAUUUGGGUGGCGGCGAUAUGGAGAUACCGCUAGACUCCAAGCCAGUGAGUUCUUGGCCAGCAUACUUCAGCCUUGUUAAAAUAGAAAGGAUUGGGAAGCAUGGCAAAGUGUUUCUCACUGUACCAAGUCUCAGCAGCACGGCUGAGGAAAAGUUCAUCAAAAAAGGAGAGGUCCCUGGUGAUGAUUCUCUGUUGGAUCUGGAACCUAAAAAUACAGUUUUCUAUGUUGGAGGAGUGCCACAACAUUUUAAGCUCCCUCCAAGUUUGGACCUGCCUGGCUUCAUUGGCUGCUUGGAGCUUGCUACAUUGAAUGAUGAUGUAAUCAGUUUGUACAAUUUCAGAAAUAUCUACAACAUCACCAAAUCUGUACCCUGUGCCAGAGAUAAGCUGGCCUUUACACAGAGCCGGGCUGUGAAUUAUUUCUUCGAUGGCUCUGGCUAUGCUUUGCUGAGGAAUAUUGAGAGAAGAGGGAAGUUUGCCCAGGUGACUCGUUUUGAUAUAGAAGUUCGAACACCAACAGAUAAUGGACUCCUACUCCUGAUGGUUAAUGGGAGUAUGUUUUUCAGCCUAGAGAUGCAGAAUGGAUACUUAUAUCUACAGUAUGAUUUUGGCUUCGCCAGUGGCCCUGUGAUCCUAGAAGAUUCAAUGAAAAAGGCUCUGAUUAAUGAUGCCAAAUUCCAUGAGAUAUCCGUUAUAUACCAUAAUUCCAAGAAAAUGAUCUUAGUCGUGGAUAAGAGACAUGUAAAAAGUAUGGAAAAUGAGAAGAAAAGCAUGCCAUUUACUGAUGUCUAUAUAGGAGGAGCUCCUACUGAGAUUUUAACAUCUAGCGGUGUCAGUUCACACCUGGCCAUCAGUACCAGUUUUAGGGGUUGUAUGAAAGGGUUCCAAUUCCAGAAGAAGGACUUCAACUUGUUAGAGGAGCCAGGAACCCUGGGAAUUGGCUAUGGCUGUCCAGAAGAAUCACUUAUGUCCCGGAAAGCAUAUUUCAAUGGAGAAAGCUACAUUGCAUCCAGCCAGAAAAUCUCCCCUUUUCAUGGUUUUGAAGGUGGUUUUAAUUUCCGAACUUUACAGCCCAAUGGACUGCUUUUUUAUUGUGCUGAAGGAUCAGAUGAGUUCUCCAUUUCAAUGGAUAAAGGGACAGUUGUUUUAAAUGCAAAAGGUGUCAAAGUUCAGACAGCAGACAGCUCCUAUAAUGAUGGAAAAGCCCAUUUUGUCAUUACAUCUGUCUCACCAGAAAGGCUUGAGCUUUUGGUAGAUGAAAAAAAGCGGAUCACAGAAAAUUUAGCAAAGGAUGGACUUGCGGAAAAGUCUGUGAGCACCAAGAAAUUCUACUUUGGUGGCUCUCCCGUCAGUACUGAAUUUGCCAACUUUACUGGCUGCAUAAGCAAUGCCUAUUUCAUAAGAUUGGAUCGAGAUGUUGAGGUGGAAGACUUCCAGCGAUACCCUGAGAAAGUCCAAGCGUCCCUUUAUGGAUGUCCUGUUGAAUCUCCUCCAGCUGCCCUUUUCCAUAAGAAAAGAAAAAAUUCCUCCAAAUCCAAAGGAAGCUACAAGAAAGAAAUUGGACAAGACAAUGAAGGACCGUCACAGUUUCCAUCAAGCAUAGACAAAACAGAUCAAGAACUGAGAGUUCAGCGGGAUCCACACUGUCACUUGUCCAACAGCCCCAAAGCAACUGAACAUAUGUACCUGUUUGGAGGAACAGCAAAUAGCCGGCAAGAAUUUGAUUACUUACCAAAGGAUUUCAAUGUAAGAUCUCAGUUCUCCAUUAUGCUAAAGACUCAUUCAUCCCAUGGGAUGAUCUUCUAUGUCUCUGAUCAAGAGGAGGAGAAUUUCAUGGCGCUUUUUAUUGCCCAUGGCCGACUGAUUUUUAUUUUUAAUAGCGGCCACCGAAAAUUAAGAAUUAGAACUCAGGAGAAGUACAAUGAUGACCAAUGGCACAAUGUAAUGUUUGUUCGGGAGAAAAAUACUGGCCGCUUGGUAAUUGAUGGUCUCCGAGUACUAGAAGAGAGACUUUCCUCAUUUGAUAAUACAUGGCGUGUUGAUAGUCCUUUUUAUAUAGGGGGUGUAGCACCAGGAAAAGCUGCCAAAAAUAUCCAGAUUAACUCAGUCUACAGUUUUAGCGGUUGUCUCGGCAGUUUACAGCUUAAUGGAAGGCCAGUCACUUCUCCUUCACAGACAUUUAGUGUAACUCCUUGUUUUGAAGGACCAUCAGAAGAAGGAACAUAUUUUUCAUCAGAAGGAGGAUACAUUAUUCUUGAUGAAUCCUUCAGUUUGGGUCUAAAAUUUGAAGUUAUUUUUGAAAUCCGUCCUCGAAGCAGUUCGGGAAUCCUAAUGCACGCACACAGUGUAAACGGAGAGUUCCUGAACAUGCACAUGAAACAAGGACAGGUUAUUGUGAAGCUGAACAAUGGAAUCAAAGACUUUUCAACUUCAGUUACACCAAAACAGAAUCUUUGUGAUGGCAGAUGGCACAGAAUUGCAGUUAUUAGAGAUGCCAAUGUGGUGCAGCUGGAUGUAGAUUCUGAAGUGAAUCAUGUCGUAGGACCAUUAAAUCCAAGAUCAAUUGACCACAGGGAGCCUGUGUUUGUUGGGGGAGUACCGGAAUCUCUCCUGACAUUCAGCCUAACCACACGAAAUUCCUUCACUGGAUGCAUCCGUAACUUUAUGAUUGAUGAAAGGCCAGUAAGUUUCAGCAAGGCAGCUUUGGUCAGUGGUGCUGUGAGCAUCAACAUUUGUCCUGCCGCCUGAAAAGCUGAUGAACUGCAAAACUGCCAGACCCUGUACAGCAGAAAAGGAAAGCAACAAGAAGCAGCUGUGCCGGGGUCAAUCUUCAGUACCAAAGAAUUAAA
Molecule: messenger RNA, 5614 nt
Organism: Elgaria multicarinata webbii
Lineage: Eukaryota; Metazoa; Chordata; Lepidosauria; Squamata; Anguidae
Gene: LAMA4
Product: laminin subunit alpha 4
Exons: 38
Coding region: 36-5513 (1825 amino acids)
Biological process (GO): regulation of cell migration; regulation of embryonic development; cell adhesion
Molecular function (GO): signaling receptor binding
Source: RefSeq, a predicted model, not a curated record